Messenger RNA from Tetrapisispora phaffii CBS 4417, 234 nucleotides. It is a transcript of the gene DAD4, whose product is annotated as Dad4p. Gene Ontology annotation, cellular component: mitotic spindle; DASH complex. The coding region runs from base 1 to 234 and encodes 77 amino acids. The record is from RefSeq and is a predicted model, not a curated record. The transcript has a single exon. Lineage: Eukaryota; Fungi; Ascomycota; Saccharomycetes; Saccharomycetales; Saccharomycetaceae. Gene Ontology annotation, biological process: attachment of spindle microtubules to kinetochore.
AUGGCGGGCGAAGAAAUGAAUAAUCCUUAUGAGCAAGAACAGAUUAAUAUUUUAGAUAGAAUUAUAAAGAAUAUAGAACGACUAAAUCAAAAGUGUCACUAUUUUGAAUACAACUUUAAUAGAUAUAAAUCAAAAAAUAAAAAUUUAGAAAUAAUGGGUAAACUUUCAGAGAAUUAUAAUAAUAAUUUACAGUUCAAUUUAGAGGCUUCAGGAAAGAGAAAUGGACCACUUUGA